AUGGCUUCUACCUCCAAAUUCCAAUUCUCAGUUCUCAUAUCUCUUCUUUUAGUUUUAUUUUUUUGGAGUGUUGAAGGUAAACUUCCCCAAUCAUGCAAGAAAUAUGAGUGUCCCACUUACAAUGUCGUAGAAGCUGGAAAUGGUUAUGAAAUUCGAAAAUAUGAUUCACCUGUCUGGAUUUCUACCCCUCCAAUUCAGAACAAAUCUUUCGUUGGAGCUACAAGAAAUGGUUUUAUCAGGCUAUUUAAUUAUGCCCGUGGUAAGAACAAGGAGAACAAGCAGAUUAAGUUGACAGCACCAGUUACGAGUGAAGUCUCUUUUAAUGGAGGAAAGCCCUCCAUUGUUGUGAGCUUCUUUGUGGCAUUAGAGAACCAAAAGAACCCAGCUCUGGCAGAUGGUCUCAGUGUUAAAAGAUGGAAAAGUAAAUUUGUAGCAGUGAAACAAUUUGGUGGGUUUGUGACAGAUUCUAACGUUGGGAGGAUAGUUGCUUCCCUGAAUGCUAGUCUUGGUGGAACCAAACCGUCGUUUACUUCUAGCAAAAGUUUCAUUAUAGCACAAUAUGAUCCUCCUUUUAAAUUGUUUGAUAGAGUUAAUGAGGUAUGGUUCUUGUCUGAGUGA
Messenger RNA from Vigna angularis (adzuki bean), 618 nucleotides. RefSeq lists its product as uncharacterized. The record is from RefSeq and is a predicted model, not a curated record. The transcript is spliced from 2 exons. The coding region runs from base 1 to 618 and encodes 205 amino acids. Lineage: Eukaryota; Viridiplantae; Streptophyta; Magnoliopsida; Fabales; Fabaceae.